Messenger RNA from Scylla paramamosain (green mud crab), 2548 nucleotides. RefSeq names its product mitochondrial import receptor subunit TOM40 homolog 1-like (gene Tom40). The transcript is spliced from 6 exons. The record is from RefSeq and is a predicted model, not a curated record. Gene Ontology annotation, cellular component: mitochondrial outer membrane translocase complex; mitochondrial outer membrane. Lineage: Eukaryota; Metazoa; Arthropoda; Malacostraca; Decapoda; Portunidae. Gene Ontology annotation, biological process: protein import into mitochondrial matrix. Gene Ontology annotation, molecular function: transmembrane protein transporter activity. Bases 296 to 1267 code for a protein of 323 amino acids.
GUGUGUGUGUGUGUGUGUGUGUGUGUUAAAUAACUCCAGGGGAAGACAGUAUGAUCAAAUCAGAAUCUGUAUGAGUGCAAAAUUACGAUCAUUGUUAUUGAAAUACAAAAAUAUUACAAAGCAGCUUGAAUUUAAAAUGCGAAAUUAGAUAUUAGUGUUGGAAGCAGCAGCAGACGGCAGCACAGGUCAGCGUGGCCAGAGCUGAGGCGGUCGUCUGCAGUCCCGCGUGAGACCGGCCAUUCCCUGCCACUCACACUUGCUCGCCCCGCCUUACCCUUUCUUCACCUCGGCCACCAUGGGUAAUGUACAGGCCUCAGGACCGGCGCCGCCUGCCCCGCCUCCGCCAACAGCAGCAGCAGCAGCGCCUCUUCCUCCGCCUGCAGCGCCAGAGAAGAAGGAAGAUGACAACCCGGGACCCAUGGAGGAUCUUCACAAGAAAUGCAAAGAUGUGUUCCCAGUGAUGUUUGAGGGCGGCAAGUUCAUGCUCAACAAGGGGUUGAGCAACCACUUCCAGGUGUCCCACACAGUCAACUUCUCCACCAUUCAACCACCAGGAUAUAGAUUUGGGGCAACCUUUGUAGGAACCCAACAGGUGUCUCCAUCAGAGGCAUACCCUGUCAUGUUGGGAGACAUUGAUCCCUCUGGAAACCUCAAUGCCAGCAUUAUUCAUCAGCUCCACCCCAGUGUGAGGGCAAAGUUUGUGGCCCAGAUCCAGCAGAGCAAGUGGCAGGCAACACAGCUCACCCUGGACUGGCGAGGCACCAAUCACACCACUUCCCUCACGCUGGGCAAUGUUGACUUGGUGAAUGGCUCAGGUGUGGCCGUCACCCACUACCUGCAGCAAGUCACCAAGCGGUUAGCCCUUGGCACAGAGCUGGCCUACCAGUAUGGUCCACAGGUCCCUGGGGGUCAUAUUGCAGUUCAUUCAGUAGCUGGAAGAUAUACAGGAGACAACUUCACAGCAUCCGGCACCCUGGGAGGCACAGGAGUCCACCUGUGCUACUACCAGAAGGCCACUGAACACCUGCAGUUUGGGGUAGAGUUGGAGACUAGUUUGAGAAUGCAAGAGUCUGUUGCUUCUAUGGCUUACCAGUUGGAGAUCCCCAAAGCCAACACUGUGUUCAGAGGUACACUCGACACCAACUGGACAGUUGGGGCAGUCAUGGAGAAGAAGUUGAUGCCUCUCCCUUUCACCCUAGCCCUGUCUGCCAUGCUUAACCAUCCCAAGAACCAGUUCAGGCUAGGGUGUGGCUUUAUCAUAGGGUAGUGAAAGUAUUUGUGGGCCUCUCAUUCAUGCCAUAUUCCUCCCCUGUACCUGAGGGGGCAGGAGAUCAGCAUGUAUGGUGCCACUUGGUAAAUAUUGUAUCUAUAGAGGGAUUAAUGGACUGUAUAUAGAAACAAGGGAAGGCCUUGUAGCAUAACACCUGUACACCACCUGUGUGCAUCGUGACCAAGUACUGUGUACUUAAGUGAACAGUAGUACAUUUUUGGGAAUAUAAUAACCAGUCAUGGAUAAACAGUAUUGUUUUCCUUUACUGUGCCAUUAUUCCAGGAUGGGUUCCCAUGCCCUGCCACCAUUCCUUAUUAACCAAAAUUUAAGGAGUUUCAGUUUUUAGCAAUGCCAAGCCUUCUCUCUCGUGGCAUGUGGUGUGGUGUGUGUGGGGAUGUGAGGGGACAGAAGCAGAUUGUGUGGAUGUUGUCUCUUUUUAUACAACUAAUUGCAGAUAGUUUUAUUUAGUUUCAUGUAACUUUCACAAUUAUGUCCUUCACAGACUCUUGGCCAUAUAUUCCUCGGCCAAAAAUGAGGGAAAUUUUUGCAGUGAAGGAAUUCCUGGGUCAGCCAUGGACAUACCUGGGUUGUUAGGACCAUUCAUCUUCCUUUUUAAAUGUAUAUUGAUAAGGUCCUUCAUUCAGGAUUACAGGUGCUGAUAGAGAUGGAGAUUUGUAUAUUAUAGAAUUAUUUGGGAUGAACUUAUCUUUGCUAAUAUAUUACUUCACUGUGGGAUCUGAGGACACUUGAAUUGGUUAUAUGACUGCUAAAUAUAUUGUCAUUCACUGGUUUUGUUAUUGUUGCAUUUAACAACAGAACUUUUGGAUGACUCAUUUGGAUGUCAUAUAACUUGAAAGAAUUGGAUUCCUUGGUCAUUGAAAAUUAAAUAGACAAGAGUUUUGUGAUAGGUACAUAAUAGUUUGUCUUACUUUGUUGUUAUCAUCUGUAUUAUAUCAGCUUGUAUUUCAAACACUUAAAGCCUCAAGAGGAAGCGUGGUUGGCAAAUGGUAAAGAAUCCUUUAGAUUUGCUGAUUAGUUGUGUAAAAUAUUGAAUUGUCAUUACAUCGGUUUGUGUGUAAAGAUGUGGAAUGACCGUCAGUAAAACUUGUUACUGUUAAUGAUCCUGCAAGCUGUUACCAUGAUGCAUAACCAACUGUUGUCAGAUGGUGCUUAAAAUUGGGCAUUGUGACUUUCUAAUUAUUUAAAAGAAAUACAUUAAAUUAUAGAAAAUAAAAGAAAUGUACUUCAAAGAAAGAAAGAAAAAAAUAGAUGAGUUAA